GUGGGCGCGUCGCUCUUCGCCAGUAACAUCGGCUCCGGUCACUUUGUGGGUUUGGCCGGGACGGGCGCGGCCGGAGGAAUCGCCGUGGGAGGAUUCGAGUGGAGCGUCAGCACCAUGCCCGAGUACCUGGGCCGGCGUUUCGGGGGGGGGCGGAUCCAGCUCUACCUGGCGCUGCUGUCCCUGGGGCUCUACGUGUCCACCAAGAUCUCGCCUCAUGGCCACGCCCCUUUCCAGGUGAUCGUCCAGCGCUGCCUGGCUGGCCGCUCCCUCACCCACGUCCGCGCCGGCUGCGUCGUCUGCGGGUACCUCAAAGUGCUGCCCAUGUUCCUGAUGGUGCUGCCCGGCAUGGCCGCCCGCGUCCUCUUCCCCGAGGUGGUGGGCUGCUCGGAUCCCCAGGGCUGUUCCCGCGCCUGCGGAUCCCCCCUGGGCUGCUCCAACGUGGCGUAUCCGCGCCUGGUCCUGGGCCUGCUGCCACACGGCCUGCGGGGGCUGAUGCUGGCGGUGGUUCUGGCGGCUCUGAUGUCCUCUCUGGCCUCGAUCUUCGCCAGCUCGGCCGCUCUGUUCACGCUGGACGUUUAUCGGCGGCUGCGGCCGAGGGCGGGGCAGCGGCACCUCCUGGUGGCCGGGAGGCUUUGGGUGGUGGCCAUGGUGGGUUUAAGCCUGGCCUGGCUCCCGGUGGUGGAGGCGGCCCGGGGGGGACAACUCUUCGAUUACAUCCAAGCCUUGGCCUCGUACCUGGCCCCGCCCGUGGCCGCCGUGUUCUGCCUCGCCGUGUUCGUGCCGCGCGUCAACGAGCCC
This is a messenger RNA of Malurus melanocephalus (red-backed fairy wren), 798 nucleotides long. RefSeq names its product sodium/glucose cotransporter 2-like. Gene Ontology annotation, biological process: sodium ion transport; transmembrane transport. The record is from RefSeq and is a predicted model, not a curated record. The annotation marks the transcript as partial. The transcript has 6 exons. Gene Ontology annotation, cellular component: plasma membrane. Gene Ontology annotation, molecular function: D-glucose:sodium symporter activity. NCBI's taxonomy places the organism in Eukaryota, Metazoa, Chordata, Aves, Passeriformes, Maluridae.